UAAACAAUUCUCUAAUUGGGCGUCAAAAUCUGAAUCUUGUUCCUGCCUGGGAAAACAACGAUUCUAUCAUAUGAAUCAGCGCUGUUUGGGGUUAUCUCCUACUCCUACACCCUGAAUUGAAGCCCGCCUUUGUUUUCCUCCAAUUCACUUCUUCGCUAGCUCCUGCUUCCACAUUCCCUUUCCCGGAUUCGAACUAUAAUGGCUUGUGGGAGUAAGAGCGGGAAAAGUGAGAUCAGUGAAGGAGGUGCAAAUGAUUCAGUGGCUGUGGGAGAUGUGAUAUUUGUCAAGCUUCGCGGUAGCUCAUGGUGGCCUGUACAGGUUGUUGAUGAAAAUAGUGUUAAUAAGAGUGUUAAACCGAGCAAACGGACCAAACGAUUGCCGGGAGACAUCCUUGUUAGGCAUUAUGGAAGCUAUACAUACUCAUAUGCUGAUCCUAUUAAAUGUCGUGAUGAGUUUAAGAGGAUACUUGAGCGUAAUGAUGGUUCUCUCAAGAAAGUACUUCUACAGACUCUUGAACAGGAUCUUCCUAGCACAAAAUCCCGUAGAUCAAAGGGGUCAUCAUCGAAGCCUAAAGGAACAUCAAGCAAAGAUGCUGCAGGCAAGAGAAAAUCCAAUUGGGAAGAUAAGGAGCAGAAUAAAAACAAGCAAAAAGAGACAUUGAAUGUCGAUGAUCCGGCUUGCCAAAGUUGGGAAACAAGUUCGUUAGGAAAGUCGCCAGAGUUGAGUUCUAGGAGGAUAAGAGUGAUGGAAAACCUUGGCCUCGUUGCCCCAGCUGGGUCACCAUUCGAAAAGAAAGAUGCACAUAAGUAUAAAAAAGCCUCGUGAUUAUGGGGAUGAAGGAAUUGAUGUAGACAAGAGCAUGCGUAAAUACAUUCUCUUUUAACAUCACAUGUUCGUUUAGUCAUUACUGAGAAAUGUUUAACACUUAGUUGUAGUUUAGGAUCAUCUUAUUUGGUCAAUCGCCCCGUGAUCAUGCAUGCAAACUUUGGGCAAAAAUUGUGUUCGGUGAGCUGGUCUGAUUUUUUUGGGGUGAAAGAAUGUUGUGGAAAUGAUUCUUGCAUCCACUUUUUACUGCCCUUUUAGAUCCUU
Glycine soja is the source of this 1089-nucleotide messenger RNA. RefSeq lists its product as uncharacterized. The coding region runs from base 199 to 825 and encodes 208 amino acids. The record is from RefSeq and is a predicted model, not a curated record. The transcript is spliced from 8 exons. NCBI's taxonomy places the organism in Eukaryota, Viridiplantae, Streptophyta, Magnoliopsida, Fabales, Fabaceae.